Molecule: messenger RNA, 1470 nt
Organism: Myzus persicae (green peach aphid)
Lineage: Eukaryota; Metazoa; Arthropoda; Insecta; Hemiptera; Aphididae
Product: adhesive plaque matrix protein-like
Exons: 5
Coding region: 121-1209 (362 amino acids)
Source: RefSeq, a predicted model, not a curated record
CGGAGCGAAUCGUUGGGCAAUUACCUCAGCCCGAUGGUAGGGAGUCGAACUCCUUUAUAAGCCUUGCAUGUAGACGUUCCUCGUACACUUCACUGAACUGGUCUUCUCAAGUCUGCAAUCAUGUUCAAGUUUAUUACUCUAUCUUGCCUGCUGGCAGUCAGUGUUCAGUGCAAGGUCUCACCAAAUACGGCUGUGCCAUACUACCCUCAACCGUACCCGGCAGCAUAUCCAAAUGUUUACCCCCAAUUUUACUCUGCACAACCGAAAUACAGUGUGCAUCCCGCCUAUGUAGCAGCCGCCUCAUACCCGGCAGCGGCGUAUCCAGCCCCUGCAAGCUACCGACAAGUCUUCGUACCAGCUAGUCCUGCCUACAACCCUUAUUAUUACGGAUAUGCUCCUUACCCAGCUCCCUAUGCUCAAGCUCAGCAGUACCCAUAUUCUUACGUUCAAAAUGAUGGAGCCUCUGGAGCCACUGGAGCCUCUGGAUCUGAAGGAUCUGGAAGUCCAGGCGGUUGGGGAGAAUACUUAGCAAGCAUCUGGAGCUACGUUCCGAAUUUCCCUUACGGCACAACCGGAGUUCAACCGUCUCCAGCAGCUGAAGGAGCGACUGCCGGUGCUGAAAAUCAAUCACCCGGAGCCGAAAGUCCGACAAAAGGUGAAAAGCCAGCUGCAGCAGAAGGACCCAAAUCAGGAGAAGUCGCUAGCGACGAACAACCCUCUCAAUCACCGACCAAACAGUUCGCUGCUUAUCCUCUUCCGUACUUCGGUCAACCACAAUUCUACGGACAAGCACCUUAUCAACAAGCAGUGUAUGACCCAGCAAAGUUGAAUGCAGCUAACAAUGGCGCAGUUUCCAGUUUCCUUUUCCCCAAAAAUAUUCAAGCUGUGUUCCAACAUCAACCACAACCGUUUGCUGAUCAAAAAUACUACCAGGCCCCACAGGCCAACCAAGGUACCGCAGCACAAGCUUACCAGAGAUAUUUGCAGUUCCAGAAGCAACACUUACAGGGACAAUACCAACAAGGACAAUUCCAACAGCAACAACAAGAUCAACCAUUCCAACAACAACCGGAACCAUUCCAACAAUAUGACCAACAACCCCAGAAAGACGAAUCAUCUGUGGUCGUAGAUUCGAAUGUGACCGGACUCCAAGUCAAUGCCGAAGGCCAACAGCAACAACAAUCUAAAGUAGCCACAGGUUCGAACUAAUUUGGAGCUAUGACCCGACUGAAUUUAUUUUAUACAAUUUUCCAAUUCAAAUACAAUUUUAUAAUUUUAUUUUAUAUAAUCAAUGUUGUUUGAAAUCAAUAUGAAUAUAAUAGUAACAUAAUGAGCCGAUUUGAUGCACAUAAUACUAUUAUUAUAUAGAAGCUGAGUUAAAAUACGAAUUUAUUGUCAAAUAAUACAUAUUUCGAAAAUAUCCUUGUAUUUUAAAACUACUUUUUUCAAUGUGAAAUACAAAAUUAUUGG